CCUGUGGAAGCCGUGAUGAACAGCUGAUCCUCCCGCAGUGGAUAAAAAACCAAAUCACAAUGGUCUCCGUCAAGUCGUGAUUUCUCAUCCCACGCGUGGCACUAUGUGAAUAGUUAUCGGAGAAGUAGUCAAAAGGGAAAUUAUUAGAAGGAGAAUAGUGUUUUUCUUUCUUUUGGAGUGAGUUAUUUUUCUCCCACCAGUUUGGACCUGUUGGUCAUCAGUGUGACAGACGGACACACUGUGCGCUCAGCCAACCUGCCGCUCGCUGCUCUGCGCUCACCGCCGCUCCAUUAUGUUAUUGUCAAGUUUCAUCCUUUUCACCUCCUCGUACUUUUUGGCGCCUCUGUUUCUCUGCUACCUGCCUCAAGUGUCGGCGCAGAAGCCAGGUUCACGGUGGCUGAUCGGAGACAGAGACAGUCACUGUGGGGUCAUCUGCUCGCGGACGCAGGGGAAGCCGGUGUGCGGUUCGGACGGGCGGAGCUAUGAGACCGGCUGUGAACUGCAGAGGGCGCGAUGCAAAGACAAGACUCUGACGCUGGCUCACCGAGGCCGCUGUCGAGGUAAAAACUGGGUGAAAAUAGAUCAGCUGCCGGUGGCUCCAGCACCGACUUCCACAUCAGAGGGCAGAGACCUGGAGCUCAAAGAUGCAGGUCAGUCCAAGUGUCGCGUGGAGAGGAACCAGGCUCUGGAACAGGCCCGGAGACCUCAGGAGUCCAUGUUCAUCCCAGAAUGCAACGAGGACGGAACAUUUGCCCAGGUCCAGUGUCAUACUCUGACAGGUUACUGCUGGUGUGUCACCAGUGACGGCAAACCAGUGAGUGGCUCCUCAGUGCACAACAGGACCCCGGUGUGUUCAGGAAACUUCCGUGAAUUUAUGGGAACUCAUGCUGGGACAAGUGGAUUGUCAGGGUCAGUAACCGACAAACCGCCCGGGCCACCAAGCUCUGGUAGAAAAGUCUCUUUCCGUUUCUUUCUCACCCUCAACCCAGACGACGGCUCCAAGCCCACGCCCACCAUGGAGACUCACGUCCCCCCCGAGGGUGAUGAGAUAACUGCUCCGACGCUAUGGAUAAAACAGCUGGUUUACAAGGAGAAUAAGCAGAAUAGCUCCACUUCCAGGAAGCAAGAGAAAGUUCCCUCUUGUGACCAGGAGAGACAGAGCGCCCUGGACGAGGCUCGGCAGAAUCCCCGCGAGGCCAUUUUCAUCCCCGACUGUGGGCCCGGAGGCCUUUACAAAGCGGUCCAGUGCCACCAGUCCACAGGCUACUGCUGGUGUGUUCUGGUGGACACAGGACGGCCCAUUCCUGGAACCUCCACCAGAUACCAGACGCCAGAGUGUGACGGAGCUGCAAGAUCUCGCAUCUCAGACACAGAGGAUCCGUUCCAAGGCAGAGAACUGACAGGCUGCCCAGAGGGGAAGAAAGUGGAAUUCAUUACAAGCUUGUUAGAUGCCCUCACCACAGACAUGGUGCAGGCCAUAAACUCACCAGCCCCCUCUGGUGGCGGGAGGUUUGUUGAGCCGGACCCCAGCCAUACUUUAGAGGAGAGGGUGGUGCACUGGUACUUUGCCCAGCUGGACAACAACGGUAGCCAUGACAUCAACAAGAAGGAACUAAAACCUUUCAAGAGGUACCUGAAGAAGAAAGCCAAACCCAAGAAAUGUGCCCGCAAGUUCACCGACUACUGUGACCUGAAUAAGGACAGGGCCAUUUCCCUGCAGGAGCUCAAAGGCUGCCUCGGCGUCAGCAAAGAGGGAAGCUCAACAACAAGUGGCAACCAAGGGACAAGGCAAGGGACAAAUUUGUUCAUAGGUCGUCUGGUGUGAGAAGAGACGGAUCACGAAGCUGAGACGAGAGCAGAGGGCACAGAGGGAAGGCAUCUGUACGCUUGCUGACAGGAAAGAGAAAGAUGGAGCAGAAAAAUUAAGAAGUUCCUGAGUUUUUAAAAAGAAAAAAAACAACAACAACAAAAAGAACAGAAAAACAAGAAAAGAAAAACGAAGCGGCGCCAAAAUAUUUGCACUUUCUCCUCCCUAUGUUUGACAUUUUAUCUGUUUUUACGUGUUUUUUUUUUUCCUCUUGAAGUGACUGAAAAUUUGUAGGUAAGAAUGAGAAUAUAUUUGUAAAGAGAUGACAGACUCACCACUGGAAGAGCAAGUGUUGUGUGUGUUACCACAUCUCCCUGUGUGUUCAGUUUGCUGUUUUGAUUCGUUCAAUCUUCAGAUAACAAGAACAGGCACUAAUACACGUUUUGUCGCAAUUAAAUUAAACUGACAUGCUCCCUGUUACUGAUAGCAGCGCACAGGAAACUCAAAAAAAAGAGAAAAGCUUAAAGUGGCCUUGUUAAAAUAAAAUUAGGCUUAUUUCUGUUAAGUGGUGUGGAGCGAGGCAGCAUAGUGUUGCCAGAAGGUGGCAGCAUAGGCUACAUGGCAAGCAGCUGGAAAACGGCUAAAAAAAAACCUGCACAAGAAGAAGAAACGAGCAAAACUUUGGCCGUCUUUCAGUGAAAAAUGACAAGACAGUCUCCAGGAAAUGCUUUUAAUUGGGAAAAUUGUAAUUAUUCCUUAACGUCAGGUGACAUAUUUGAUGCUGUGCGAAGGCAAAGACAAAAAAAUUGAAAAUCACCUAAAGGAAGCAUACUUUUUUUUUUUUUUUAGCCAAACUCCAAAAGUUUUCUUAAAUUCAGCCAUUUUCAAUAAUUCUUUCUUUGCAAUAUUUCAAAAUGUGUUAUUGGAACACAGCUAUUAAGUCACAUUCAGCCCAAAUGUUGCUCAAAAGGAAAAGCUAUGUCGCUGCAGACCAAUUUAUAUGAAUGUUGUAUGUGAACAUGCCAUUUGAAGUGAAGGAGUUAAACUGUGACCACAAAGUCUAACUUAUCAGCACAGAAUUAGCUGCAUAAAUCCCCUUGCACUGCACAGAACCUUCUAGAUACAUUAACAUUUUGGCUCAAGGAUCAAGUGUCUGAGAUGUGUUAUGUCUGGUUUUUGCUAAGUCCUGAAGAACCAAUCAGCGUCGAGAUCCACAGCAGUUUUUCAGAAGUACCUAACCUGGAGUACAUACAUUCUUCUUCCUGUAAACAGCUGUUUUAAGGUUCAGACCUCCUUAAAAUAGCCCGCAACUUACAGUCUACUAUCAUCUUGCUUCAAGCCUAAAAUUCACUCUCGCUUUAGCUCCAUUUUGGUCUCCACCAACUGCUAGGUAAAUAACAAUAGUACUUGAGCUGCUGAAUGCUCCACUGUGUUUACCAGUUUGCUACUAACGACACAUAACCCCCAAAAUCUUCCUUUCUAAAGCUGUCCUUUCACAUGCACCCAAUAAAGAGCAACAUUCAGCGACUUUUGCAGAAACUUGGCGCAGGUACGAGGUCAUUUAUUGCAAUCGCUCGAAACAAAUAGUAGUUACAGGAAGCCCAGUUCUGUAGGAAAUACAACAGAAGGUUCGAUGUCUUUGCCUCGAGGGGGAAUUUUACGUUAAAGAUGGCAACAUUGCAGAGCAGUUUUUCAGAAGUAUCUACCCUGGAGUAGUAGCUUCCCCUAAAGCAACCCUGAAAGUGAAUGUUGCACAGGGGCGGUUCUUGAGAUCAGAACAAGCACAGAGGUUUCUAGCCGCCUUUAAAAAAAAAAAAAAAAAGCCCACAGGUUACUGCAGCCUAUAGUCAUCCCAUCUCCAGUCUCAUGUUCACUCUUGCUUUAGCUCCAUUUUGGUCUCCACCGACUGCUAAGAAAAUAGCAACGGUGUUUCAGCUGCUAAAAGCUCCACCGGUUCAUGGCUAACGGGUAGAGCACGUUUUUAGUUCGAUCCGAAGACUGAAACGUAACGAUAACGUGAAGGUAACAGAAUGAAACAGAAUAAAGCGAGUUGAACGAUAAUUCUUUGUGGGUUCAUCUGUACGAGUUCAAGUGAUCACUUUUAAAGUAAAUUUGACUUAACGCUGACAUAUAAAACACACUGAUUAAUGCAGCUUUAAGUUCAAAUUACAAUGAAGGUCAUGUUGUUUUAUGUGUACAUUUAUGUCAUGUUACACGCCAGUUUUUGUUACUCUACGGAGACAAUGUCAGUAUUCAUUUUCUACACAAUCAAAUGUUGAAUUCCUUCUUCUGCAGUAAAGACUGAGUUCAUCGCCUACUGUUUCCCACUACAAACUGCAACAACAUGAACAAAUCUCUGACCGCCUGCUGGGGAUUUUAUUUCUCCAAAACAGAUUACAGAGCAGAAAUUGAGUUUUAAAUAUAUCCUUAAUAGAACCUAGGAAAACAGGUGCCUUAGAUGACUAAACCCAACCAGUAAAUGUAGUGAGAAGUUUACAUCUUGUUUUUAUCAGCCCAUUUCAGCCGUCAUAUUCAAGUGUACUGUAAGCAAGACGGGGCAUUUACGAACGUCACUUCAUAAAAUAAAUAUUGGCGUCUCCUCAGUUAUAUCAGAGUAGAGUUCGUGUAUGUAAAUACAAAUAUUGUUUGUCCUCCAACAGCUGAUGUCAGUCUGUGAAACACUUAACACCGUGCAUGUUGGAGCUUUGCCACCUUGUGUAAGACACUGCAGUUUAUUUUAAAAUACCCCCCAGAGUGUCCGAUUAACGGGAAAAUGACUGAGCAGGGAGGAAAAAACACUUAUGAGUUUUGGAAUGUAAAAAAAUAAAUAAAUAAAGAUUUCUUCCUCACAUUUGGGAACAAUUGAGCUUCAAAAAUUGGAGAAUCAUGCCUUUGCUAUUGUGGUCUGAAUGCCUGUGUAUUUGUUUUGAGUUGUGUAUUUCCCAAGAGUCGCUGCUACGGCUCAUGAACAUGAGACAAAAAAGGCUCCUAUUGUAAAUAUGUACAAUAACCUAUGUUUGUUUGUUUUACUAAAUUUCAUUGUGGGGGCAUCUGGGUGUUCACUGGCUUCUUGUGAAAAACAUACAUAUAUAUACACUUUCUGUCUGUUUACAUCAUGUCAAACAUUAGGCUGUUACAGUAGCUAAUUCACAGCACUGAGACGUUUAGAGCAGACUGUAUGUUAUCAGCUCUGAGGACUGUUUAUUUUAUCUCUGCUGAGGUUAUUUUACAGUUUCAGCUUGUGUUUUACGAUUCCCGUCCUCCUCGCUGCACACAGUCAGAAUGUAUACAGUAUCUGGUGCUCGAUUCGCUACAAUCACAAGUCCAGUCUCGUCCGAUUUGAACCGGACAGCUAUGCCAAGAAUGAGCAGAGAAACCUGUGUUUCUUUGAGGGCUGUGCAGUCUCUCUUGUUUCAGUUCCAGGUCUGAACACUGAGGCUUGUGUGUGUCUACUGAAGUGCUUCCAGACGCUGCAGAGCUGCAGAUCACAUGCGAGAUCUGAAACAACCUAACAGGCUGGUAAUCACUGCAAAUCACGAUGGGGGACGUAUAGCGAGCAGAUGACUGUCAGUCUGACGGGAGGGGGAAAAAAAAAGCCAGAAUUGUCCUGCUCCUCUCCAGUAAAAAGAAAGUCCCAACAAGCUUCUCAACAUGUUUUGAUAAUAUUCACAGCUGAAGAAAUUGGAUCCGAUGGAAAGCAAAACGCUGACACAUGUUAUCUUUGGGUGAAAUGGGUCGAUGUAAAUGAUGUGGCUUGAGGUGCUGCUGUUUGGCCAAACUGCAAUGUCAGGCCUUGUGUCAAAACGGAAACAAAAUAAACUUAAACUACACAAAAAUC
Molecule: messenger RNA, 5645 nt
Organism: Stegastes partitus (bicolor damselfish)
Lineage: Eukaryota; Metazoa; Chordata; Actinopteri; Pomacentridae
Gene: smoc1
Product: SPARC related modular calcium binding 1
Exons: 15
Coding region: 293-1825 (510 amino acids)
Biological process (GO): extracellular matrix organization
Cellular component (GO): basement membrane
Molecular function (GO): extracellular matrix binding; calcium ion binding; heparin binding
Source: RefSeq, a predicted model, not a curated record